AUAUGAAGAGGCAGAAAAUGACUGUACACAAGCUCUGCUCUUAGAUGCCUCCUAUUCUAAAGCCUUUGCCAGAAGAGGAGCUGCCAGAGUUGCUCUUGGAAAACUAAAAGAAGCUAUGCAAGAUUUUGAAGCUGUUCUGAAGCUGGAACCUGGAAAUAAACAAGCAAUAAAUGAACUCACUAAAAUAAAGAAUGAAUUAGCUGAGAAAGAACAGUUGACUCAUCAAGAAUAUCCUGCAGUAUUGAUAAAAGAAUCAGAAAUAAAAAAUAUAGUGAAAGUGAUUGAUAAUCCGUUACACCUGAAAACAACAAAGCCUUUGCGAAGAAUAGCCAUUGAAGAAAUUGAUGAUGACACACCAAAUAGUGAUUUGCCCAGCACUACUUCUUUAGUCAGUAACUGGAGGAAUUCAGUGAAUGUUGAAACAACAGAAAAUCUAGAUCAGGAUGAUCAGUUGACUACAAUGGACAUUCCAAAAGCAAAGCACUUGAAAAUAGAAGAAAUCAGUGAUACAUCACCAUUACAGCCUCCUGCUAGUGUGAAAAGAAUUUCAUCAGUGUUACAUCCAUCUUUCCCUGUGAACAAACAGAGAGAAAAAGAAAUCAAAAGGUCAUUUAGAUCUGAUUCUCCAGUCCCUGCCAUUCCUGCAAAUUCUUUCCAGCUUGAGUCUGACUUCAGAAAGUUGAAAGACUGCCCAGAAAAUAUGUACUUGUACCUGAAGCAAAUAGAACCUUCGCUUUAUCCAAAACUGUUCCAGAAAUCCUUAGAUCCAGACUUGUUUAACCAGAUACUGAAAAUUCUACAUGAUUUCUACAUUGAGAAAGAGGGGCCAUCACUCAUCCUUGAAAUCCUCCAGAGGCUAUCUGAAUUAAAAAGAUUUGAUAUGGCAGUAAUGUUUAUGUCAGGCUCGGAGAAAAAAAUUACACAAGUAUUGUUCAAUCAUGUGAACCACAUGGGACUGAAAGAUAAUUCUGUUGAAGAAUUGGAGAAGAAAUACGGCAUUUCCUCUCGGUGAGAUGACUAAUGUGUAAAUUUCUGUUUCCACACUUCUUAUAUGUGGAAAUCAGCUGGAGAAACCUAUAAAGACUGGAAGUUUGUUGCUUUUGUAUAUGUAAU
This is a messenger RNA of Antrostomus carolinensis (chuck-will's-widow), 1113 nucleotides long. RefSeq names its product RNA polymerase II-associated protein 3-like. Gene Ontology annotation, cellular component: protein folding chaperone complex. NCBI's taxonomy places the organism in Eukaryota, Metazoa, Chordata, Aves, Caprimulgiformes, Caprimulgidae. The record is from RefSeq and is a predicted model, not a curated record. The transcript has 8 exons. The annotation marks the transcript as partial. Gene Ontology annotation, molecular function: protein binding.